AAGAAGCGUUCACUUUUGUCAAGUCUCGAGGGCAAGCACAUACGCGCUAUCUUGGCAGAGGGUCAGUCACCGAUAAACCAGUAUCAGCGAAGUUCCUUUUAUUAUCCAACAUGCUGUCAAGGCUUUACUCUUAGCCUCGCCUUGAGCGUCUAGGAUUCUUCAGCAGCCAUGGCCGCGCGCACUGGGCAAGAGGCGCGCACGGGCCUUGGCUCGCGCACAGUAACGCGCAACCUUAGCGCCAGCGGCGAGCGAAAUGACGGCAAUGCAAUGAUGAGCGAUGAGAUUCGCUCGGAGGUCCGCCGGAUUGUGCCCGCGCUGACGGAUGACCGUUACAAGGGCCAGUCAGGGAAGAUCGCGGUGCUGGGCGGCUGCGCGGAGUACACGGGGGCGCCUUACUUCGCGGCCUUCGCAGCGCUGGCGGUGGGCGCAGACUUGUCGCACGUGUUCUGCUCAACGUCGGCGGCGCCCGUCAUCAAGCAGUACAGCCCCGACCUGCUGGUGCACCCCUACUUCAUGCAGACGGCGGACCUGCUGCAGCAAAUGCGGGCUUCUCCGCCGGCAUGCGGGUCCACGGGCGACGCCCAGCAGGACGCCGCCGCCGCACAGGCUGCGGCCGCUGCGGCGCAUGUGGCGGAGGCCACGGCGGAGGUGGAGGGCUGGUUCAACCGCCUGGACUGCCUGGUGGUGGGCCCGGGUCUGGGCCGCGACCCGCUGCUGCUGGACAUUGCGCGCAGUGUGAUCCUCAGGGCUCGGGCCUGCAAGAUCCCGCUGGUGCUGGAUGGCGACGGGCUCUUCCUGGUGGCCAGGGAGCCGGACCUAGUGGCGGGCUACACCAACUGCGUGCUGACGCCCAACCUGAACGAGUUCCGGCGGCUGGCCUCCACACUGGGCGUCAGCCUGCACGGCCCCAACAACGACCGCAGCAGCAAGCUGGUGGAGGUGACGGCGCACCUGCGGGGGCCCACGCUGGUGUCCAAGGGCCCGGUGGACGCCAUAUGCGACGGCAAGGUCACCAUGAUCUGUAACGCCAGCGGAGGCGCCAAGCGCUGCGGCAGCCAGGGCGACAUCCUGGCCGGCACCAUCGCCACCUUCAUCGCCUGGACGCUGGCCUUCCUAGACAGCGCGCGGCAGAGCGCCGAGGUGGAGGUGGUCAUACUGCCCGAGAUCAACCCCAUGGUGCUGGCCUCCUACGGCGCCUGCCUGGUGACCCGCACCGCCGCCGCCUACGCCUUCGCCUCCCGCAAGCGCGCCAUGGUGGCCAGUGACAUGCUGGCGCAGCUGGGCAGCGCCAUGGAGAUGCUGUUCGACUCGGCGGGUGGAGCGGGCGGCGGGGCGGGUGCCGGCGUGGCCACGGGGGGCGGCGGGCAGGGGCAGGGCAUCAUGCAGGCGCACACAGCGGCAGGCGGCGGGGGCGGCGGCUCGUGAGUAUGGAGCGCGGAUGCUGUAAAAUGCGUGACCUGAUGGAAAAGGCAGUUGGGCGGGGCUUCGCACUUGGUUACGUGUGAGGCUGCCGAGGCUAGUGGUACAUGACAUGUGACGCACUUUAUUCAAGGUGGUUGGUGCGCGUUUGGUGUGGAGCCUGGACGAGUGGGACAAGUACUAGGGGGGAGAAGGGUGAGCUGAAUGCGCUGUUGCAGAUGCGCUGCACUGCUUGGGGUAUUAGCGUGAGCGCUAUGCAUAUGGGGUCGUAACGCACUCGUACACGCGGCCCGCUGCAAGAGCGAGGCGCGUACAAUGAUAUGUCUUUACGCAUAUCUAAGUUAGCGGGGUACCGGUACGCGGGGUGCUACCAGAUUAGGUUAACUUGGACCACAAAGGUUGUGUGAUUCAGGCCAACACGGAUACGGACUAUGUGGGGUGUGCUAGCGGUGUCGUCCCGCGUCCUGGCUCUUCAGCCAAGGCAGGGGAGCGGGUUGUUUGUGUACGGCUCACCGCGAAAGGGGUGGACAUGUGCCCGACCAGUCAUACACCCGUCCAUGCCCGCGUACGUGGGGGCUGAGUGAACGCUGAGAG
Messenger RNA from Chlamydomonas reinhardtii, 2013 nucleotides. RefSeq lists its product as uncharacterized. The transcript is spliced from 7 exons. Bases 169 to 1425 code for a protein of 418 amino acids. The record is from RefSeq and is a predicted model, not a curated record. Gene Ontology annotation, biological process: metabolite repair. Gene Ontology annotation, molecular function: ATP-dependent NAD(P)H-hydrate dehydratase activity. NCBI's taxonomy places the organism in Eukaryota, Viridiplantae, Chlorophyta, Chlorophyceae, Chlamydomonadales, Chlamydomonadaceae.